Medioppia subpectinata is the source of this 1782-nucleotide messenger RNA. The record is from the annotation of a GenBank genome assembly. Lineage: Eukaryota; Metazoa; Arthropoda; Arachnida; Sarcoptiformes; Oppiidae.
AUGUCCUUUGGAUCCGAUCGCGUGGUUCACGUGUUUGUCUGCCCUAACGUUAAUCAAGCGGUGAAUGCGAAACCCCGGUCUUUCGACGCGAAACCCAUGGAUAAUAAGAUGAGUGCAGAGGAAGUGCUCAUCGAUUGCGGCGCCGAUGAAGAAGAAGACAGCGGCGAAGUGAUGGCCGCUAACGGAGACCCCACUCAAGCCGUGGCCGCAGCCGAAGACCGACCUGUUGUGGACGUAAUUACCAUCGAUGACGACGACGACGAUAUUGAUUACGAGGACAACGAGAGUGAGAGCGAUGACGUGAUUAUCAUCGGAGAGAGCGAUAGUGACAACGAUGUCGCGGACGACGACAACAAUCGUACUAUCAAUUUGUCGGAUCAAUUGUCUGUCAAUUCGUUGCCCUCUAAUGGUGUGUCAGCGGCCGCUGUUGUGUCCGCCACAGAGGCUGUGGCCGCAGAUGUCUUAAGCGAAGAUCAAAAAGAGAGUACGAAUGACAUCAACGUUGAGGUGAAAACUGCCCCAAAGAGUCCGAAACGGGUCAACACAACACCUGUACAAUUGGCCUCCACUUCAAACGGUGCGACCAAUGGGGCGGCGGAUACAGAAGCGGAUCUGAUCCCCACAAAGAUGCAGCGAAUCAUAGGUCCCGCAGACACGGAGAUCACAAAUUUGGUGGCACCUCCGCAGCUGCCGUCAGCGCCCGUCGAUCCCGAGACACAAUUCAACCACUAUUUGCAGGCAUUUAAAAAUCGUAUGAAUGAUAUGAAUGCCGACCAGAAAGAGACGGACGAUAUCCUGUGCCGUAUGAAUGAAAUGUACGAUAAGUUGAGACAAAACAAGUCGUUCUUGAAGUCAAGUCAAUACUCAAAACUGUUGGAAAUGUUUACUGAAGAAGUGCUACAAAUGGUGGAAAAGGAUCGCAUUGUGUCUCAUAAUAACGAUCUGUUGAUUGAAUUGAAAAGAUUGACCGAAAAGAGGGUGAAGAAGAGUGGACUGAAGGGCACAUCAAAGGUUAAAUGUGUGAAUAAGUUGACCGAUAAGUUAAAGGCCGUCCAAAAGGAGAUUUUUCGGGCGGAGAACUCAGAGCUGGACUUUGAGGCGUUGGGCGGAAAGAGCUGUUGGACUGAUUUGCCUAAACUCUACCGAAAGGCUGAAGAGCUUUGGACCAAAAGGGAAGAGCUGUUGAAUCGGUCGACAAAUACUGGCCGACAAUUGUUCAAGAAAUUGAAGUACGAGUCGACGCCUUAUCCAGAAAUUAAUCGAUGCGUUGAAAACGUGUUCAACAGUUAUCUGAAGCGUAUGCGGACAAUGAGGUCUGUGACCAGUGGUCGCCGAUAUCUGGACGAGUCGUUCACUAUAAUAGAUGUGCGGAAAGCGGUUUUGGCGGAGAUUGAGAGCAAACACUUGAUUGUGACGAAUAGUGAGUCAAUGAUGGCUAAGAUAUACGAAGACUUGUUGUUAGAGAUGAGGAAUCGGCGGCAAAAAGACGGCGACGAAGGGAUCGAGACGUACGAGUCGUACGACGAUCUCAGACCCGAGACCUUUGUGGCCGACGACCCACUCAUUGACAUCGAGUGCUCCAAAACCAAAGUGUUGUGCGAACGCAAAAUGCAAGACCUCUUCGAGCGAUACACCAAAGAAGACAUCAAAAAGAACGGACCGUUAGUUCAGACGCCGAGCGCCGAAUGGAUCGACCAUUUGGUCGACACCGAAGACAACGACGACUUCGAGUCAUUGGAUGUGAAAGAGGGAGAACUCGAAGAAGACAACGACGACUCCACC